Molecule: messenger RNA, 566 nt
Organism: Rotaria sordida
Lineage: Eukaryota; Metazoa; Rotifera; Eurotatoria; Philodinida; Philodinidae
Source: the annotation of a GenBank genome assembly
AUGAAACAAAAGUUACUUACAGUAGGCACUGCAUCAUAUACGAUCAAGGACAACAAAGGCAAACCCGUCUAUAAGGUCGGAUUCAAAACACUUGGUCUGGGCAAACAUUUGUCGUUGACGGAUAUCGAUUCAGGAAAAGAAUAUUAUUCAAUAAAACACAUCCUCAAUCCACUUGGUCUCGCCAAAUAUGAGAUUCGUCAAAACAAUCAAGUUGUCGCUGACGUGAAACGUAGAGUGAAAUGGACUGGACUUGGCACCAAAUUCAAGGUGACAUCAAAAUUAGGCACAUACAAGAUCUCAGGAAACUUCCGAGCGCAAGAUUUCAAGAUCAAAAAAGAUAAUCAAUUGGUUGCGACGGUUUCGAAAAAGUUCUUCUCUUUUCAUGACAAGUACGGCGUCAAAAUUGAACGAGGUCAAGAUGCACCGUUUCUUCUGUGCUUGGUUGUCGUACUCGAUGAAGUCACCCACGAUUAGACGAAGAAUAACAGAACAAUGAUCGCGAACAUGAACUAAUUACAAACAUGAUUGCUCCCUCCGAUAGUUUUUUUCCUCACAUAUAUGCACCA